GUCGUGUCGGCAGCAUCAUCCCGUGAAGCAAAGCUAGCGAAAGUUCUUCAGUUCUGUUCAGUGUUCUUCGAACUCACUUACAACACUAGCCAUGGAUGAUCUCACCCCCGAGCAGAUUGCAAUCCUCCAGAAGGCUUUCAACAGCUUCGACCGGGAGAAGACGGGCAGCAUCUCGUCCGACAUGGUGGCGGAGAUCCUGCGGCUGAUGGGCCAGCCCUUCAACAGCAAGAUCCUCGAGGAGAUGAUCGAGGAGGUGGACGAGGACAAGUCGGGCCAGAUCGAGUUCGCCGAGUUCGUGACGCUCGCCGCCAAGUUCAUCGUGGAGGAGGACGAGGAGGCGCUGCAGAAGGAGUUGCGCGAGGCCUUCCGCCUGUACGACAAGGAGGGUAAUGGGUUCAUUCCGACCACCUGCCUGCGGGAGAUUCUGCGCGAGCUGGACGACCAGCUGACCGACGAGGACCUCGACAUGAUGAUCGAGGAGAUCGACUCCGACGGUUCCGGCACAGUUGACUUCGACGAAUUCAUGGAGAUGAUGACCGGUUAAGUGCUCCAUCUCCAUCGUUCGUCCCGGAACUGACGGCGCAUCGGGAGGCGAAUUUUACUGCUAAUCAAAUGGUGCUACACCAUCAUACUUCGGUAUCAUUAUUUAUUGCAUUCACACACAUACACACACACAUACACACUCAAACAUACAUACACUUUCAACUCCCUAUUUUGUACCUUUUGGUCCAAAGCUGAUAGCUUCCAUUUCCAACGCUCUUCAUUAGUUGUUUUCCCAAGACCACCACCACCUCGUUUCUUCCAUCUAUUGGGUGAAACAACCCCCCAGGGGGCGGACCCCGUCAUCUUCCUUCUAGUCGAUGCGAUUGCUACAGUGUUGCUGGACUGUAGUUCUUUUUUCUUUUGUGAAGCGUAGCAAAUUCUUAAAUUAAGAAUGGUGGACAUCUUGGUCUGUCUGGCAUCUCGUAGUGGAACUACCGCGCAAGUUUCGUGCAGAUUUCUCAACCAGAUUCUGCCGUCAGGUAUUAGUUAUUGGAAGAUUUUUACUUUGAUUCCUAGACUACACACUGUAGCACCUUUUUUUAAAACAAAAUAUAAACAACAACCACAACAAAACAAGAUUGAGUGUUGCAAGAAUUUAAAUCCUUCGAAUUAUUUGAUUUGAUUUCUAAUGUGUAAAACCAUGAAUUACCGACAACAUUUAUGGAGCAACUACUGUCCUAAUUUUCACGAGUAAGCGCAAAGUUUUACACAGCGUUUCGCAUUUGAACGACCUUUCUCGAGGCACUACUGUAUUUGUCUUAUGUCUUUUGUUUUCGUACUGUAUUAUUAAUAUUUA
Anopheles coustani is the source of this 1339-nucleotide messenger RNA. It is a transcript of the gene TpnC73F, whose product is annotated as troponin C. Bases 92 to 544 code for a protein of 150 amino acids. Gene Ontology annotation, molecular function: enzyme regulator activity; calcium ion binding. Lineage: Eukaryota; Metazoa; Arthropoda; Insecta; Diptera; Culicidae. The transcript is spliced from 5 exons. The record is from RefSeq and is a predicted model, not a curated record.